Molecule: messenger RNA, 1689 nt
Organism: Penicillium salamii
Lineage: Eukaryota; Fungi; Ascomycota; Eurotiomycetes; Eurotiales; Aspergillaceae
Source: the annotation of a GenBank genome assembly
AUGCUUCCUCUCUUCAAUCUUUUAUUGGUCGCAUCGAUAUUGCCCUCGGCCUUGGGAUGGCCGACACCAAAUGCCCCGACCAUUGUCAUCCCAAAGCCGAACGCGACUGUGAUCGGCGCUUCGGCAAAUAAUGUUGACAGCUUCAAUGGCAUACCAUUUGCAGUGCCUCCGACCGGCUCUCUUAGAUUGAAGCCUCCUCAGCCAAUUCAGACAUCACUGGGCACGAUCCAGGCCACUGCUGCUGCGAGGUCUUGUCCGCAAUUUUUGUCCAGCACUGCCAAAGGCAAUCUCCCGAAUUCAAUCUUGGCAAAGGUCGCCAAUAUCCCGAUCUUUCAGGAGAUCGCCAACUCUGGUGAAGAUUGUCUCACGCUCAAUGUUCGGAGGCCAGCGGACACAAAAGCCGAUGCAAAGCUACCAGUCCUGGUGUGGAUUUAUGGCGGAGGGUUUGAAACCGGAUCGACAACAAACUACGAUGGCGCAAGCCUGGUGGCGGCGUCUGUGUCACUGGGUAUGCCCGUCAUCUAUGUGGCUAUGAACUAUCGCCUCGGAGGGUUUGGAUUUUUACCCGGGGCCGAGGUUUUGAAAGAUGGGUCCGCCAACCUUGGCCUAUUGGAUCAACGUUUAGCCUUGCAAUGGGUUGCAGACAAUAUUGAAUCCUUCGGUGGCGAUCCGCAAAAGGUUACUAUCUGGGGUGAGUCGGCUGGAGCCGUGUCUGUCUUCGAUCAAAUGGCAUUAUAUGACGGUGACAUCAACUAUAACGGUGCGCCGCUGUUCCGAAGCGCGAUAAUGAACUCCGGCAGCAUUGCGCCGGCAAACCCCGUCGAUGGUGUGAAGGGCCAGACUGUAUAUGAUACUGUGGUUAGCAACAGUGAUUGCAAGGGAGCAUCCGACACACUCUCCUGCCUUCGAGGACUGGAUUAUUUCAAGUUCCUGAACGCCGCGAACUCAGUUCCAGGAAUUUUGGGCUACAACUCCGUUGCUGAAUCAUAUCUGCCACGACCUGACGGCAAGCUUCUGACUGCUUCGCCUGAACAAUUGGUAAUUAAUGGAAAGUAUGCAGCAGUCCCAUUCAUCAACGGAGACCAGGAAGAUGAAGGAACCAUCUUUGCUUUAUACCAGAGAAACCUGACGACUACGAACGACAUCGUCGACUAUUUCCAGAACAUCUACUUCUUCGACGCAACUCGUCAACAAAUCACCGAUCUGGUCUCAACAUACAAAGAUGACAAAGAAGACGGCUCGCCAUUCCGUACUGGCAGUGAGAACAACUGGUAUCCACAAUUCAAGCGCCUGGCAGCCCUCCUGGGUGACCUUUCCUUUACUCUCACCAGGAGAGCCUUCCUCAACUCCGCCCACAAAGCAAAGCCCGAUGUGAAGUCCUGGUCCUAUCUUUCAUCAUAUGGUCACAAUCUGCCUUUCCUCGGGACCUUCCACGGAUCAGACAUCUUGCAACUAUUCUACGGCAUUCAGUCAAACCACGCAUCGAAGGCAAUGCACACAUACUACCUUUCCUUUAUCUAUGACCAGGACCCUAAUUCCAGGGCGGGAAACUACAUGGACUGGCCACAGUGGAGCGGCAAUCAUUCUCUCAUGCAAUUUUUCGAUGAUCGCAGUGCUUUGUUGGCAGACGACUUCCGGCAGGAUAGCUAUGAAGUCUUGACGAAGGAUUACGCAUCUUUCUACAUCUGA